AUGUUCGAUAUCCUGAGAGAAUACUGCGUCCUAAAAGACGUAGUAAAGAGCUCGGGACUGGGGUUCAUCUGCGUUGAAUGUGAUCUGGGGUUUCGUGACCAGGACGUGCUCUACAAGCAUUUCGAUGCCGAGGAGGACUGUAACAGCGUUCACAAAGGGUUGUCCAAAAGAGAGGGAGAUUUCCCCCUAUUUUUGGAUAGCUAUCGAAUAGCCAUGGGCUGGGAAAUCAUCUCGAAGGAUGAUUUCCCAAUCAAAUUUAAGGAGACGGAACGACGAUCUGGGCGUCGGCCAUUCUACACUUUCUUUGAAAUCGAUUUGAUCCUGGAAAAAAAGGGCCUGUUUAAAUUCAACACUUUGGAGAAGAGUCUUGCGAUUGUGUGGAAAAUUGUCAGGAAUGCCAAGAAGUAUUAUGUUUGUCCUCUCUGUUUGGUUCUCUGCAGUACUAAAAAGGCGUUCUAUUACCAUUGCGACCAACGGAAGGAUGAUGUCCACACGGGUCUCGCGUACAAGGGUCCAAAUUGUGCAAUGUUUCUUCCUUAUUAUUUUACUGCCCUUAACGCAACAAUACCGGAGAAAGAAUUGCCUUUGGGUAGGGGUCGAAAGGGCGCGUACUCCUUCUAUGAGUGCUUCCGACUGGAGUUCGUCUUGAAAUGGAAAUAA
Messenger RNA from Penicillium manginii, 660 nucleotides. RefSeq lists its product as uncharacterized. The record is from RefSeq and is a predicted model, not a curated record. The transcript has a single exon. Lineage: Eukaryota; Fungi; Ascomycota; Eurotiomycetes; Eurotiales; Aspergillaceae. The coding region runs from base 1 to 660 and encodes 219 amino acids.